Molecule: messenger RNA, 447 nt
Organism: Lobosporangium transversale
Lineage: Eukaryota; Fungi; Mortierellomycota; Mortierellomycetes; Mortierellales; Mortierellaceae
Exons: 2
Coding region: 1-447 (148 amino acids)
Source: RefSeq, a predicted model, not a curated record
AUGUUUUGGAUGUAUUUAUAUGAACGUAUAAACUCAGAAGGUGUCAAAUACACCAACUGCUGCUGCUUUACGGAACUGAUGCCUAUUCUUGUCCUCAAUUACGAAAAUAGUCUAGUGAUACGUUCGAGUUCCAGGCCCAAAGAUCCUAUAUCUGGCUCCACUGCUCUAGGAUAUAGUCGCACUGUUCGUCUGUCCACUGCUUUGAAAGACAUACCCCCUGCGAAGCAUCAGGGAUACUGCUGUAUUUCCAUAGCUGUGCAUGACACGAUCAUAUGGCCUUUGAGCCUGUUUUCGAGGUUUGUUGGGCUUAUUAUGAUCUUUACAUCACAUUUGUGUAAGGUCCUUAAGCGAAUUCGUCGUCAUAUUUCGCUUAGCAAAGCCUCGCUUAAGUCAAGGAAUAAGUCAGAUGUGUUUAAACCCUUUGGGCUAUAUAUGCUUCACCAGUGA